Pochonia chlamydosporia 170 is the source of this 1221-nucleotide messenger RNA. RefSeq lists its product as hypothetical. Lineage: Eukaryota; Fungi; Ascomycota; Sordariomycetes; Hypocreales; Clavicipitaceae. Bases 1 to 1221 code for a protein of 406 amino acids. The record is from RefSeq and is a predicted model, not a curated record. The transcript has a single exon.
AUGCCAGCCCGAUUAGAUGAUGUUCCUCAAAGCAAACAGCUCAGACCACUAUUCUACGGUCUUGGUCUUCUAGGCACGGUUGUGACCUGGGGUCGCACCGUCGCCGACGGUAGCCUUGCCCUUGUUCAGGAGGCUCUACAUGCCCCUGGCGGAAGACACCUUCUUCCCGGUAGUGAUUCGACGCUUCGAUCUAGUUUCACCGGCAUCUGGCCCCUGGAUUACCUGUUUCGUACGCUCGUCGUCUUCUUCUGGGAAGCAGUAGACGGGUCGCAUCCAGCCACUACCACGGCGGGCAUUUACUUUGUUGGGCAGCUUUUCCCUAUCAUUGCCGCCAUAUACCUUGACGGCCUUCGGGCAGGCAAUGGUCCUAGCCUGAUCAGACCAUCCAUUUGGUUCAUGAUUUUUGGUGCCGCAGCUAUAGGAUGUAGUGGUGCGGGUUGGGCUCUCGUUUACACGGCGACAUCACCUACGACGUCCCCUGUUUUGCCUCUCGAUGGACUUAAGCGCACGUCGCUUGUAUCUUCAACCCGAGCAGCGACUCUCUUGGUCCCUGCUAUAGUGCUUGGCUUCGUAGCCCCGGUUGUUUUUAUGGGCUUGUUGUCACCGGAUGUUGUGACACACGAAUUUAAGCAAUGGGCAAUCGUGAUUUGGAACACAUUUCCCUUAAUCAUGUUAGCCUUAUUGAAGCUGGGUGAGGCCAUCCUGGAUGCUCUUUUGCCAGCCUCGAAAUCACUGUCGUCCGGUAAUCCGAGACACUCCGAAGAACAGCAUCUCAGCGUUGUGAGAUACAUUAGUGUUGUCUCCAUACUGGUAGGAUUCACGUUACACGUUUCAGUAGCGGCAGUCUCAGUAUCAACGGUGCUUUUUCCGCGUCUCUUUAAUGCCAACUAUGUCAAGGAUCUUCAUCCGCUAAAUCUAGUCCUUCCCCCUAUAGCUAUAUCCAAGGCUACUACCGUUGGGGACGGUAUUCUUGGUUUCAUGCUUUGGGAUCAGGUAAUCGGAUACUCGCUCGUUCUCAUUGUAUUCUUAGUGCAGUUACAUAAUGUGCACUUAGUCUCAAACUUCACGCGCAGCUAUGGGCUUAUAUAUUCUGGGAUCCUGUCUGGUAUACUUUCAAUCUUUGUGGGCCCUGGUACUGUUAUAAUUGCAAUCAGUUGGUUGCGAGAUGAGCUUCUCUACGGUGUUGGCCAGAAGGAAACCCGCGCAAGGCAAAAGGCUUAG